Theobroma umbraticum is the source of this 2297-nucleotide messenger RNA. Its product is annotated as DNAse I-like superfamily protein. NCBI's taxonomy places the organism in Eukaryota, Viridiplantae, Streptophyta, Magnoliopsida, Malvales, Malvaceae. Gene Ontology annotation, molecular function: inositol-polyphosphate 5-phosphatase activity; phosphatidylinositol-4,5-bisphosphate 5-phosphatase activity; phosphatidylinositol-3,4,5-trisphosphate 5-phosphatase activity. The record is from RefSeq and is a predicted model, not a curated record. Gene Ontology annotation, biological process: phosphatidylinositol dephosphorylation.
CCUAUAUAGAGACAUCUAACACAGCCCCAAACUUCUUUCACUGUUUUCAUUUCUAGACCUUUAUCCAUUACUGGUAUCGCUUUUGGAUGCCAGAUAAAAUUCUUGGCUUCACCUUUACCUACUACUUCCCAAGGCAUAAAAGGAUUUUCUUAACUUUCCUUCAAAGCUCACAAACCCAAAAGCAAUGGGAACAACAAAGAGAGGAAGAAAGAACAAACAACAACCUAGCAAAAGCAUCCAAGUCUUUACACAAGAAUGAAGACAGUUUUCUUGAGGGGACAUUUGAGAUUCAAUCCCCACUUUUGACCGUUUCUUUUCCACUUGAUUCUCUCGAGAAAAUCUUUCUAUCUCAACCAGACCAAUCAAAAACCAAAACAACCCAUGUCCAUAUUUAUAACAUUAAACAAAAACAGUUGGGUUCUUAACCUUGUCCUGCAGUGCUGGCACAUAAAUCUAAGGGAACAGCUUUUUUGGGUUAACUCGAAUACCUUGACUUGUGACCUCUUACCAACUUCUCUUUUACAGGCCAUUGGCUUCUACCAGUUCUAGAACAUUGGAAAACAUCAUCCAACAUUCUAACAGUUUUUCAGGCUUGGAAGUUGAAGCCAUACCCUUUGUUUUUCCUCUCCUGGUUCUAAGUUUUCCAGAGGUUUCUGAUGAUUGGAGUUGGACUCUCUGGCAUGACUCUAAUGAAUCAAGACAGGACAAACCAGCAGACUUCAUCUUUGAUCGGUAAAAUAUUUAGUGUGAAGGGGAGAAAUCAAAGUAAAGAGACUGAAGUUUCAAUUAGUUCUUCUGAAGGACAAUAUGAUUUGCCACUUGAACCUCUGCUUUAUAGAGGUGUAAGCACAAAAGUGCCUAGUGAGAAUCUAUCCUUCCGUGUUUUCGUUGCGACAUGGAAUGUAGGAGGCAAAUCUCCUGAUAGAAAACUCGAUCUGGAUGAUAUUCUUCAGGUCCGUGAAGAAUCGGACAUAUAUGUUUUAGGUUUUCAGGAAGUUGUUCCAUUGAAUGCUGGAAAUGUGCUAGUUAUAGAAGAUAAUGAGCCUGCAGCGAAAUGGCUUGCCUUGAUUAAUCAGUCACUGAACAAAGCACAUAAUGUGCCAUUAAGAGGACCAAGAUCCAUUGCAUCUUCUGGGGGCUCACUGGUUUUCCAGAAAACUUCACUUAGAAAGGUCAGUAAGGCUUUCAGAACCGAGAGUAAGAGGAGGCUAAAGAGUUGCAACUGCCCUACUGACUUGGAAAGGAAGAAUGGCAAGGAAUUCUGUUUCCGGUGCCCACAAUCACAAACAAAUGAAAAUGAAUUUUCUUCAGAAGAGGAUGAAGAUGGAUCUAGCAACUUUGAUACAAACCAGAUUAAGUAUGGCCUUGUGGCAUGUAAGCAAAUGGUUGGAAUUUUCCUCACUGUGUGGAUGAGGAAAGAGCUUGUGCAACAUGUAAGCCACCUGAGAAUCUCUUGCGUAGGUCGUGGAAUCCUUGGUUGCCUUGGAAACAAAGGGUGUAUUUCUGUAAGCAUGAUUUUCCACAAGACAAGCUUCUGUUUCUUGUGCUGUCAUUUGGCAUCAGGAGAGAAAGAAGGAGAUGAACUUAGGAGAAAUGUGGAUGUAGUGGAGAUACUUAGAAACACACAGUUUCCAGGGAUCUGCAGAACAUCUGGUAGUCGGGUGCCUGAGAAAAUUCUGGAUCAUGAUCGGGUCAUAUGGCUAGGAGAUUUGAAUUACAGGAUAGCUUUGAGUUACUCUGAUACUGGAAAGCUGCUGAAAGAGGAAGCCUGGGAUGCACUAUAUGACAAAGAUCAGCUUAAGAUCGAAAGGGAAGCAGGGAGAGUGUUUAAGGGAUGGAAAGAAGGCAAAAUCUACUUUGCACCAACAUACAAAUACUCUGAUAACUCAGACAGUUAUGCUGGAGAGACAGUAGAAACAAAAAGCAAAAGGAGAACUCCAGCUUGGUGUGACAGAAUCCUAUGGCGUGGAAGCAAAAUAUAUCAGCUCUCUUACGAGCGAAAGGAGUCCCGGUUCUCUGAUCACAGGCCAGUAUGUGCAACAUUUUGGGUGAGUGUUGAGGCAACAGAGGAUGGAUCAAGGAAAAGAUGACCUUUGCUUCAUAACAACAAAUAAUUGCAGUAAAAUAACAAGCUUUAUGAGCAUACAUUGGCAAUGAUUUUUUUGUUACAUAGAAUGCUAACUCUUUGGGGAACUUGAUGCCUGGAGUAGGAAUAGCAAAUGUAACCCCUUAUUUGGAUAAAGGAAAAAGAGAAAUCAAAAUCAAAAUAAACUAAUAUCUUGGGCUUGUUUAUGUAA